UUCACUUCAUUUUUAUUUUCCGUUUCCAACUUUUAAUCGAAUCAAUCAAUUAUGAGAACUCGAAGCGCCGAAAAGAGGUCUGCCGGAAUAAAUCAAACCCCGCCGGCCGAGCCGAAGCGUACGCCGCCAUCUAGGGCUAAGCAAACUAGGAACGUUGGAUCCAAAAGCUCACCUGCCGCUGAAGAAGCAAAGGCUUCAGAUGCAGAUGGAGCUGUUCAAUCAACACCAGUAGCAAAAUCCGCUUCAGGUAGGAAAACUACUCGAAGGGCUGUGAAGAAGGUGGUAAAGAAAAGUCCUGCUUCUUCUAAAACUACCUCGGAUAAAACACUUAUAUCAGAAGAUGCUGGAACGGCAAUGCUCGAAGAUCCUGUUGAAGAGAAGGAUGCGAAGGACUCAAAGGAAGAUCAUGGCAAUGAGAAAGAUGCAGCCGGAUCAACAGAAUGUGUCGAGGAGGGAGAUACAGAGGACCCGAAGGAAGAUCAUGUGAAGGAGGAAGAUGCACAGGAAUCUAUCAAGGAGGGAGAUACAGAGGACACAGAGGAAGUUGAUGUCAAGGAGGAAGAUGCAGAGGACCCAAAGGAAGAUCCUGUCAAGGAGAAAGAUCUACAGGAUCCCAAGGAAGACGCUGCGAAGGAGAAAGGUGCAGAGGACCUUAAGGAAGAUAUUGUCAAGGAGAAAGUUGUGGAGGAAUCAGAAGAAAAUGGUAUAAAGGAGAAAGAUGCAGAGGAGUCAAAGGAAGAUCUUGUCAUGGGGGAAGCUGCAGAGGACUCAAAGGAAUAUCAUGUGAAGGAGAAAGAUGCAGAGGACUUAAAGGAAGAUAUUGGUGAGGAGGAAGAUGCAGAGAACUCAAAAGAAAAUGCUAUAAAGGAGAAAGAUGCUGAGUCAAAGGAAGAUCUUGUCAUGGGGGAAGCUGCAGAGGACUCAAAGGAAUAUCCUAUGGAGGAGGAAGAUGCAGAGGGUUCAAAGGAAGAUGUUGCGAAGGAAAAAGAUGGAGAGGAGUUGAAGGAAGAUCUUGUCAGGGAAGCAGAUGCAGAGGACUCGAAGGAAUAUUUUGUGAAGGAGAAAAAUGCAGAGGACUCAAAGGAAAGUGCUGUCAUGGAGGAAGAUGCAGAGGACUCAAAGGAAGAUCCUGCAAAGGAGGACGAUGAGUACUUGAAGGAAAAUCCUGUCAUGGGGGAAGAUGCAGAGGAUUCAAAGGAAGAUCCUGUUAAGGAGAAGGAUGCAGAGGGCUUAAAUGAUGCAGGACCAACACCCAUGUAUGAGCCAAAUAAAGAAAUUGAAGAAUCUUCAAAUAAUUUAGUGUCCACAGUUAAAGAUGUUGGUGAUUCCGUGGCGGAAGAUCAAAAUGGAAACAAGGAGGAACAUGCAGGUGAUGCACAGGGGGAACCAGCUCUAAAUACUUUAAUGUCUCUAGAUGAAGUAACUGUUGUCUAUGAUGUGAGAUUGUCAGAAAAAAUUGGCCAUGAUGUGAGAACUUCAGAAAAUCAGGGACCUGCUGUUACAUAUGUCAAAUCUCAGGAGCCUAUUAUUGAGGAUAUGAAAUCUUCAAACAGUCAGGAACUUAUUACUACAGAACUGAAAUCUCAGGAGGGCGAAGGAUCUAAUAAAGGAAAAGAAGGACUGGAGUUGAGGGGAGAAAAUGACGAUGGUUCAACUCCUACAGGGGAUAAUGUAAAUGCACAGUGUGCAGAAGAUAGAAUGGAGGAAGAUACAGAUAGGAAGAUGAAAGGAAAGGAUAUUUCUCUUGACGAAGCUGGUGAAGAUAAAAUAGAGGCUUUUGCUGAUCAAGAAAAUAGUGAAGAAUUUGUGGAAGAUGAUGUGCCUGAGCACUGUGAAGAAGCCGAGACGUUGGAAGAUGAGCGUGCUCAAUUGAAUGCUCUUGCAAAGGAACGAAAGAAGAGGAGGGAGCUGGAAGUAUUUGUUGGUGGGUUAGACCGUGAUGCUGUGGAGGAGGAUCUGAAAAGGGUGUUCCAGCAUGUGGGGGAGGUUAUUGAUGUUCGAAUGCACAGAGAGCUGUCAACAAACAAGAAUAAGGGAUAUGCCUUCGUGAAGUUUGCAACUAAGGAGCAAGUUAGCCGUGCUUUGGCUGAAAUGAGAAAUCCAGUUAUACGGGGAAAGCGAUGUGGAACUUCUCCAAGUGAGGACAAUGACACCUUAUUCUUAGGAAAUAUUUGCAACACAUGGACAAAGGAAGCCGUGAGACAAAAGCUGAAAGAUUAUGGUGUAGAAAGUGUUGAAAACAUUAAUUUGGUGGCUGAUCCGAAACGUGAAGGUUUGAGUCGUGGUUUCGCGUUUCUCGAGUUCUCUUGUCACACUGAUGCCAUGACGGCAUACAAAAGACUUCAAAGGCCUGAUGUUGUUUUUGGUCACUCUGAGAGGACUGCCAAAAUAGCUUUUGCCGAACCUUUACGCGAUCCAGAUCCAGAGGUAAUGGCUCAAGUGAAGUCAGUAUUUAUUGAUGGACUCCCUCCUUAUUGGAAUGAAGAACGCGUCCGUGAGAAAUUCAAAUGUUUUGGGGAGAUCACAAGAAUUACGCUAGCCAGGAAUAUAUCAACAGCAAAGCGGAAGGAUUUUGGAUUUGUUGAUUUCGACACACAUGAAGCUGCUGUUUCUUGCGUUGAGGGCGUUAAUAACACAGAGCUGGGUGAUGGAAAUUUGAAGGCAAAAGUGCGAGCCAGGCUUUCAAAUCCCCAACCAAAAACUCAGGCUGUGAAAGGUGGAAUAUCUGGAGGGUUCCGAAUUAGCCGUGGUCCCAUGGGAAGGGGCCUUCCGCGAGGAGGACAUACUCUUGGUAGAGCUAAUUUUCCGCGUGGUAGGGGCUUUCACCCUCGUGGACCUGGUCAUGGUGGUAGAAUGGGCUUCACUGAACAUGAGUUUGGUAGCCCUUAUCCUCCUUUCCGUGGACGGUCAAACUUUGGACGAGCAGGUGGGAGGUGGAAUUUCAGUGGUGCUCAUCCAGUAACUAGUGAGGGUCCAAUGUUUGUUGAUAGAAUGAGGCAUGGAGAUAGAGGUCACGCAGAUGAUGCCUUCUUUAGGAGACAACAAUUUCCUAUUGAAGGAAAUAACCGGCCAUCCAUGGAUAGGCACAUUGAGGACCGUUUCGGUUAUGAUAAUACUGACCAUGGGUUAAAGAGGCCCUUUUCCAUGACAGUCCCGAAUCCGGAUUACUUGGGGCCUAGCAGACGUCCUCGGUUUGAUCAUCCAGAUUCUGCAAGUUCUCUUCAAGGGGAUCGUUAUAGAAAUAAUGUUCCUCCAGGUGGUGAUCAAUACUCACGUGGUUAUUAUGGCUCUGAUUAUGGGAGAGGCCAACAUCCAUCUUUUUAUGGAGGUGGUCAUCCACAUGGGCGUGGAUAUGGUCGUGGUUAUUAUUAGUCUUGAUGAGCAUUCGGUGUCUUCAAAUGGUAGAAUGUUCUUCUUGACGAUGGAAUGAGAUUUUUGUGGUGCCGUAUAAAAAGGAAAGAGAAGCUGUCUUUUAACUUCUUUUCCUAUGCAUUUAAUGUUUAUCUCUCUUUUUGUUUCCCCCCGCUGUAAUGUUUCGUUUUCGGCUGUCCAAAGUUCCAUCUUUCUUAGUUUAGAUUGUGCCUGUUUUGGGGGCAUCAAUCCGGACAUGGUAUUAUGUCUGUUAGAUGGAGUUUGACUAGUAACGAUCUCCUUCUGCUCUAGAUAGAAACAGUGUUAUGGGGUAGUGGAUAUGACUAUUAAGAUAAGGCAACUUUCGUACAAGCGUUCAUUUUUGCUGGAAUAGUUAUAUGUGUUGAGAUCUUCAUUGUGAAA
This is a messenger RNA of Solanum tuberosum (potato), 3774 nucleotides long. RefSeq names its product nucleolin-like. Bases 52 to 3372 code for a protein of 1106 amino acids. The record is from RefSeq and is a predicted model, not a curated record. The transcript is spliced from 11 exons. NCBI's taxonomy places the organism in Eukaryota, Viridiplantae, Streptophyta, Magnoliopsida, Solanales, Solanaceae. Gene Ontology annotation, molecular function: RNA binding.